Molecule: messenger RNA, 7923 nt
Organism: Mercenaria mercenaria
Lineage: Eukaryota; Metazoa; Mollusca; Bivalvia; Venerida; Veneridae
Product: toll-like receptor 7
Exons: 2
Coding region: 391-2574 (727 amino acids)
Biological process (GO): signal transduction
Molecular function (GO): protein binding
Source: RefSeq, a predicted model, not a curated record
CAAUGAUGGUGGACUAUUUAUAACUUAGUGAUGACUUGUACUGGAAAACUGAAAAUACCCUUUGGAUUGCUCAUAUUAAUGAAUGCAAAGAAAAUGUUCUAAGCUGUAAUUUAAACAAAACAAGGACAUAAAAUUAGGUUAUGUGAACAUUGAAUGAAAUACUACGGACAAAAUAUCUACAUGGUAUUAAAUAAUUCAUUUUAGAUUGUACUAUGAAACGUUUUGUGGAUGAUCAACUAGAUGUACUCCUGAUGACACCUUUUCGUACAAAGCGCAAAUGACAAUGUUAUGAAUCUGCAAAAACUCAGUACGCUGUAAUUAAAACAGAGAAUCUACGUUCAACACAAAUAUACAAAGUUAUUCAAUAUUUCUCAUGAAUUAGCUUCUGAAAUGUCUCCUGUGUAUACUGCACUUUUAUUUACUAUAUCUUUGACAUCCGCGUUAAGGAGGAGCUGUGUAUUGGAAGAUAAAGAAACGUUAAAAUGUAAUUAUUUUCCUAACAGGAUUUCAGAUGAGAUAUCACGAGUCAAAGUAGUGGACUUUAUAGGACCUAAUGAAAGUAUGGUAAUAAACAGCACCGAUUUCAACGCUGAAGGCUGGAAAAAUGUAAAAUGCUUGGAAAUAAGUAAUUCAUUGUCAUAUUUGGAUUUAAAGUUUACAGCUGAAACCUUUUCUAACCUGAAUAGACUGGAUGAAUUGCAGCUACACCUUAGUCAUUUCUAUCUGGAUCCCGAUACGUUUGUAGGUCUUAAUUCUGUCAAAUGGUUAGAUGUGAGUGAUUGCUUCAGACUGAGUUUUGGUGUUUUAUUACAAAGUCUGAAUGGGACAGAUAAACUACCAAGUCUAACUAAACUUACGAUCUCUAGGUUGAAUUUGUACAAUCACCUGACUGUGAUUGAUGAAGGUUUUGGACAAAUUCUACAACAAAAAAGAUUGACCUAUUUAGAUAUGAGCAAUACAGUGAUAACAGCAUUUCAUUUUGGUGUAUUUAAAUACCUAAGGUACCUUAAAGUUUUUAAUGCAUCCGGUGCAGCGUUAAGUGACACUUUUACAGACGAUUUCGAUUUCUCUGACCUCAGAAACAUCGUUGUUGACUUAAGUGACUCAAUUUUGCCACCGAGAAUGAGACCCCUUCCAGGAAGACUUGUUAUUUCAAAUAUUGUUGUGAAAAACCCAACAAUUCACGAUGUGGGGUUCGUAAUCUUUAAACAAGCAAAGAUACUCAAUAUGUCUUCAGUUGUGCCUGCACUAUCGAGUAUCUGGAUACAUAAUACUACAGUUAUUAUAGAUAAGCCGAUUAAAAUUCUCCUCCAGCGUUUGAUAUUAAAAAACAACAACUUAAAGUAUUUAGAUUUCCAUGUAGACCACGUCUGCAACAACUGUAUUGCGUCCAGUGUAGAAAAAGUUGACAUCUCGUUUAAUGGACUACAGUUCAUAAAUCCUUUACUAGCAAAUUUUGCCCCAAACAUUAAAAUAUUGGAUCUGUCCUUCAAUCGGCUUUUUAAAAUGGCAAAAAAUAAUGACUCUUUGUUUGAAACUUUAUUAAAGUCGUUGUCACAUUUACAAUAUAUAAGUUUGUCAGGAAACAACUUAAACACAGUCCCAAUGAAAAUGUUUGGUACCAAUGUUGAUUUGGAAAUAAUUGAUCUAUCCAGUAACAAAUUGCGUCAGGUGACCUUUUCACUGAAGUAUCUUGGAAAACUUCAAGUUCUUAUUUUACGAAAUAAUUUGAUACACAUACUUGAUGAAACAUCAAUAAGUCAUUUGGACUCCAUAUAUAGACACAAUGACAGCUAUCUUACAUUAAUUCUAAUGGGUAAUAACCUGUCCUGUUCAAUAUGCGAUGCUAAAACAUUCAUCAAAUGGUUACUACACACAAAGAUAGUAAACAUUACUUCUCAAAAUCUCACUUGCACAAUUGGGGAUGGCGAGCAAACAGCUAUUGAACUGAGUACAUUAGAUCUACUGCAAAACGUGUGUUACUUUGUAUUUUAUAAUGUUAUUAUAUGCCUCUCAGUUACGUUUAUUUCAGUUCUAACGGCUUUUGCUUCAGUUAAAGCAUGCAAACAAUGGUACCGUGAUCAGGCAAUUAAACGACUUCAAGAUGGUCAUGGCAAAUACGAGUAUGCCGUACUUCUUGUUUACCACCAUGAUGAUAACACAUUUGUUGAACAUUACGUAGUUAGACAGCUAGAAAAGGAAAUAAAAAACAUCACUAAUAUCAGAACUAGAAACCUGAUAACUAAAAGCGAAGAAGUGAAACCAUCAGAUACUUUUAUUGCAGCACUAGAGAGAGUUGUACAUACAGCGACAGUUGUUAUCGCUAUCAUGUCAAGAAAUUUCUUAGAAGAUCCUAUAUUAAAAAUAUUCAUUGAAGGAGUCAGAGAUACUGGAAAACCGAUCAUAUGUUUUCUUAAGACUGAAAGGCCUGGCCUUGAUAGGGAGAAAUUGACACCUGGAAUGAGACAACUUCUUAGAACAAGACCAAAAUUCAUAUGGAGAGAAGAAAACGAAGAAUAUAUUAUGUGGUCAACAUGGGAAAAUAUUUGCAAUACCAUUUUAGACUAUGCGUAAUAGGGCAUAUUGCUGUCGAAUCUAUUGGUAAGGUUGUUAAUAGGUCUUAGUGCCUCUAUAACUGAUUACACAAAAAAGGAAAAUGACAUACAGCAAACCUAUGUUUUGUACAGACACUACUUUAAGGGUGAUACAAAAUAACGUCUUUUGGUAUUGAUUGUACUGAUAAGUGGUCCGUAUACUCUAGGUUCACAUGUACUCAGCAUCAUCGACUAUAGUUGUAAUUUGAUUUAUUACCUUUAAAUAAUAUUUGCUUUUCAUAUAUAGCAAAUACGUUUCUGUGGAGGUAGGUUGUCUUAAUAUUUGUAUGUGCGCAUGUCCAACCGGAAGCUAACGUGACGAUUUACGACGACGUUUAAACAAAAUUUGUUAGUUAUCCAUUCUUCGGAAAAUAAAUAACGAACCUGACUCCGAUAUGAUGCUUAAUGGUUUAUUAUAAUAUGACGAACAAUGCUUAAAUCAUCACAACGAUAUUAUGUUGACGCCACGUCAACGUAAUAUUUAGCGCCAUGUACGCAUCAAGAAAUAGCGCUUUCAAAUUUCAUGAUAUAGUUUACUUAAUAACAUUUUUUUAAACGAAAUGUCACACUGCGCAAAUGUGUUGAUCAAUUAACACACAUGCUGAGUUAGUUAUUCGCUUUGCUGAAUAAUUCGAAACAACUUUCGCCCGAACUGAACUCUGCCGCAAGACGUAUUACCUCGUGAAAUUAUUACGUCAGACGUAUAACCGCUCAUUGUGUAUAAAUAGUGACGAAGCACAGAUUUGCUAUAUAUCAUUUCUUAAAUAAUGCAGAAAUAAUUAAACAAAUGCCGCAGAACCGCUUUAAAACAAUGUUGCCUUAAACUGACAUCAUGACGUUACGUGUCAGUUACCGCACAAUAUCAAUAGUUUUUUCUUGUUUUUUUUUUUUUUAAAGUACGUAAUUCUGUGUAUUUUCGUUAUUUUAACUAUUUUCAAACAACCAUUAUUUACUGAAAUAUUUUUAUGAGUCUUUUGCUCCGAAUAAUAAUCAAUAUUUUGCUUCUUUUAUGUAGUAAUAUUGAAAUGUUAUGCGGAAUGUAAGAAAAUGGAUGACGCUAACCAAUGUUAUUUGGAAUACAGUUGGGUGGAGGUUACUUGUUACUGGUCUAUUUAAGAACAAAGCUUCGGCUUUUCAUUUUCCUUUCAAUAAUAUCAAUGAGAAUAAUAGCAGCAUGCUGAACGGUUUUUCCUUGAAAAAUGCCAGACGAAGAGUACUGCUGUAAGUAUUUUAAGCUGUGAAAUUUGUUUAAAUAAAUGCACGAAAAUAUAACUUACGUUACAAAUGAUAUGUUUUAAAGCUACAUGAACAAGAAAGAUGAUUUCAUUCAAUAUUUUUAUAAGAAAAUACAACAAAAAGAAGAUAUUAGCUAUUUAAAACAUCUAUAUUGUCAUGGUGACUUUAAACUUUAAGAAAAAUAAGUUCCAUGUUGGUAUUUUGCUAAUAAUAUUAUUAGUUACACUGCUUGUUGGCGACAGGACACGGGAUAUACGCUGUCGAGGAAAUCCAUAUCAGGCAAGAGCGAAGCUCGAGCCUGAUAUGGAUUUUCGAGAUAGCGUAUAUCCCGUAUUCUGUCACCAACAAGCUGUGUAACGAUUUUAUCUUGCCGACUACCCUUUACUUACAUGCUAUAAUCAACACAUUUUGUAAACUAACAAAGCUACUUACAGUGUAGACUGGAAUCCUUCGAUCAUUUGUUUGGACAUCAUGUUUUAUUUAUAGUUGAUUUAUACCAGCCAUAAAAUGCACAAUGACCUGUGUUUUGGUUAAAUCACAAAACACAAAAGCUCAUUUACACAGGUUAUGAACUGGUUUAGAUCAGAAACACUUAAAAAACUUCUUGUUCCAUCCCUUCGACCAGAUUUCGCAAUGUCACAAAUGUCUUGAUACUUCAGCUUUCAUCCCGUUUCCUGUUAAAUCAUUUAUCUUGCACGUAGAUUAAAUGAUCCUACAACAAACUGCCGAGUAACAAAUAUGUCAAUUCCUUUAUUUUACGAUGAUUUAACUUAAAACAAGAUUUCAACGUCCGUGUAUCCCAUUCAGAGUUAUUCCGCUUUUACGGCUAACUUUUGUCAAACUUCAUGAGCCUCAACUUAAGCAGAAUGAAGUCGGCAAGAAAACACUAAAUUUACUCUCGGAAAACGAUACUAUCGCUGGAGCUAAUAAAUAAUCUGACUUGAUUCAAUUACGCCAGCAGUGUGGCAGCCAUUUUGUUUUAAUCAUAAUUCAUAUCUGAAAUAUACUAGCAGGAUAUGGAAUAUAUCCUGUCUCCACGUGACGUCUAUUGACCAAUAGAAAUGCAAGAAACUUGUAGGAGGCAAGAUAAACCCAAAUAUUCCAUGCUGGUCAUUAACAGAAUGGUACUGAAGCCGUCAAACCCCAUUUUGUACAUGGUUGUUUAAAAAUGAGAGAAAAUGCGUAGCAAUGGAAACACGAGCGCCGCGUCAUAGACACUUUAAACUUAUAUUAGAAAGCUGACGCGCAUACUAGUAAAAUUAUCAAUUAUGUUGACUUCAACGGAUAUCUAUUAACAUAAAAUACACUGAAAAGUGUUAAAUAUCGUAUUUUCCUUCUACUUUCUAUAUAAAAUACCUUUAGAGGGUCGUGUUCUUCUUUUGUUACACGAAAUAUAAAUAAGCUGCGGUUUAACUUUUUUGAAUUUACCAUGGUAACAAGGUAACCUACCUCCUUAACAAAACGUUUGUUGAUUAAUCUGAUAUCAAUACGAGCUUUGUAUUUUUCCUAUUUCAAACUCGAGAGCACGAGUGCAAACAGUUCUCUUGCACAGUUUUGUGAGUUUGAGACACAAUGAACUUUUCUUAAAAAAAAACGCGAUUGCUCGAUUGUCACAAUUGAUUUGUCCAGUAAGAAAUAUUGUCAGAUAACUUUUUUGCAUGAAGCAUUUAGACAAAAUAAAAUAACUAGUUAGUCCGUAAGUAUUCAAAAAAACAUUUUUCUAACAUUUCGAAAAUUAAAUAAUUCAGUUGGAUAUAAAAUACAGCCAUUGGCUCGUGGAAUAUUAUUGCUCACGUGUCACAUAGUGACAAGGUGAGGUACUGUGAUCAACCUUCUUCCAUCGUCCAUCGUCUGUCGGCGUCCGUCCACUAUUUCUUGUGAACACGAUAGAGACCGCAUUUCGCAAAAGAUUUUAAAGGUCUACUUCUAAAGCCCGAACAAGUAUUAUAUGAAAACUAGAGUUUGUAGCUGAGACUUCCUAUUAACUGAAAAUAUGACUCACUAUCGGAUCUGACCAAAUAGUCGUGGAUAUGUUCAAGAUAUAACAACAAAUGACAAAAAGAUUUUGCCUAUUUCAAACCGAAAGUAUAUCUUCCGACUGAUUACAAACCCGUCGCGCAUCUUCGGAUUUUUUUUUCGGAAGAAGACUCCGGAUCGAGAUUAUAUUUAUAAAUAGAUCCAACGAUAACGUGAUGUUUACAAACAUUGCAUAGGGAAUUCAACAUUUUUUUUAGCUAACAAAAUCUUCUUAUACGACUAUACCCCCAGCAGAGCUAUUGUAAAAGUGUCUUCUUACGGUUGUAAGCGGACACUUUAUAAAUAGAACUGUCCUGUAUGAACGCACUCUAUCAGUUAACUACUUGCACGUGAAGUUCGUGAAGGAAGUCAUAAACUGUGCCUGAUGCAAAGAAUGUCCGUUUUCAAGUUGAAUUAAUUUUUGGCUAUCUUCUGUUGAAUUUAUCAGUAUUUUGGAAUUGCAAUAUAAAUAAAGCUUUUUAAACAAGACAAGAAAUAUUAAUUUACACUUAUAAAAUAUGGAAUUGAAAUGUUUAUACCGCAGUCAGUAAAACCAUCUGCAAUACCUGACAAAUUAAACUAAAAUCUAGUGGGCCGCGCCAUGUGAAAACUACGGUGUUCCGUUAGGGCCAGCGCCUGCUCCCUACGAAGGUACGAGUGAACGAUGACGAAGCGCGACAGUACGAUGGCGAUAGCACGACAGUCCGAUGGCGAAGCGCGACAAAAUGACGGUGACAGUCGCAUCUUCGUUCUACACCAUCGUACAUGUGCAGAACUUAUUUGUUCGACGUAUUACCGCCCGAGUAAAUGCUGAAAUAGUGUUAAAACACGGUUUGCUAUAUAUUAUACCGAUUCUAAUAUGCCAUUAAUCAAAGCAGUAGACAAAAUGAAAAAUUUUAGUAGCGCUCCUUUUUGGUCUUUUUUGAUCGCAACAAAAGCUUUGACGUCAAUGCACGUUAACGUCAUGUAAUUCUAGCGUAAGCGUGUUUUUACAGAGACAAGCAUAUAAGAAUUACUAAUAAUCUUAUACUAAUUUACAAGAAAAUCCAAAAUUAUUGAACAGAACAGAACUGAACAGAAUUGUUUUGAAGGAACACAGAUUACAAAAGAAGGUAUGGUCUUUAAGAUGAGUGAAAACAAACAACUGUUUCCUAGACAUAAUUAAGUAUUAUUUAUAUGUUAUAUUUUUAAUUUCACACGUGCAGAGUUAAACAUUUGUUACUUGAUUAUAAAUAACACCCUGACUGGUGAUUUUUGUUUGAAUAGUUUGAGUUUAAGCAAGGUAGACAUUAGAGUGUAAUCAAUGUUAAGGUGAACCAGGCAUUCAUCGAUUCUGCAGUGCUUUAGGGUAUAGCGGAUAGCUAACUAAUUUUUUCUGCAUUCAGUAGUUUUUUAUUUCAGUAUAUCAGGCAGAAAGCAUUUUUGAGUCGGCUAAAGGCUGAAAGCCUUUUGACGAGUCCUUGCUAUCCAACGAUUCUCUAAAUUGACCGAAUAACAUGUGAAGGGAUGUAGUUCCAUUAGAUUUCUCAAAUUUCAAACAGUUCACUGCAUGAAUGAAGUUAAAUUGUGUCAAUUCCCUUUGCUAUGACCAAUAUACGAUGUAAUCUGUCAUAUUUAUGACUUGUAAUUGUGCAAUUCUCGAAUGUAACUCAUUAAGCAUAAAUGUGCAUUUUAAGAAUUGCGCAGGCUUACAAAGCUUGGGUAACAUCCAGCGAAAGACAAAAAAAUAGUUCCAGCAGGGCUCCAGAUAAGAUGCGUAUUAGCGUAAAUUACGUAUAGAAAUAAUGCAAAUACGCAUGUCUAAUAAUUUCUAAGCGUAUAAAAACGUAUAUAAAAUUACAGAAACGCACACAAUGCUUUUUUAAAAACAAAAUCUGAAUCGUCUGGAUGCGUUAGGUAACAUAGCCGAUCAGCCUUAAUUCUCCCACAUUGAACGUAAACACGCAUCGUAUGAUUUCUAUAAACUUUGCGUGGGUUGAAUUUUGCAGUCAGUAAACGGAUAAAUUAUCGGAAGAAGAAGCUCUUACUGGUUUGUUUAGUUACUAUUGAUAUUAAAAAUGAUUUUAAUUCUUAUUUU